This is a messenger RNA of Didymodactylos carnosus, 555 nucleotides long. Lineage: Eukaryota; Metazoa; Rotifera; Eurotatoria; Philodinida; Philodinidae. The record is from the annotation of a GenBank genome assembly.
AUGCUACUAAGCUGUUGUACGAAAUUUUUAACAUUAAAAAUGAUUAAGAAUAUGGCAUCGAUACCAUCUGCUGUGUUACACGCAUCUUUCACAAAAAAAGAAAACAAAAUGUUUCAAGUUAAUACGUUUGGAUUAUUCUGUUUGUUAGUUAUAUUUUCAAUUGCAUGCUGUGAUACGAAUUCGAUUCAAAUUGUUAACAGUGGAUCAACAAAUACAGCUGGUUACAACAUAAAUAUUGAACGAAACGGUCAAACAAAAUACAGCGUAUUUCGUCGUUUCCCAAUAGGUGGUAAUCCACAAGAAAAAACCACACAAUUGGAACAAAAUCUAAGAGAAAAUUUGUUUGCUAAUAUAGAAAUGGCAAUGCCUCUCAGUCAGUAUCCGGUUAAACAUUGCAUGAAAAGUGCUUCAUUUGGCUAUUCACUUCGUGUUACCUACAACGAACAAACAUCACCCGAUUUAGCAUGUCCAUUAAGCGAAGAAAAGUUAGUCAAUGUCAACAAAUUUGUACGAGAUAUUGUCGCCUAUUUGAAUAUAAAAACAAUUGGUAAUUAA